CAAUGCCAAUGCGAAAUCGAUACUUUAUCCUGUAGUGUGCUAUAGUUUACAGCUUGACGAAAAAUAUCACGGAGGCUGUCUCUAGUAGGACAAUUAGGCUACAAUGCUUAGAAGAGAAACAUCUCAGUCCUAUCAAGAGUUCAAUGACGAUGAUGGUGCAGAGCCCGCAGAAGCUUAUCAGAAUUGUGCAGACGACAAGGAGGGGUCUGAGGCCGACGGGUCUGCUCCGCCUGAGGAUGAUCCCACUGAGACCAACCCCUUAUUGGCAUUCAACAAGGGUUGCCUGAAGAGUGUUUUUUCAGUCAUUCUUAUCCUUAUAUACCUUUCUCUGACAGCAGGUGCAGCGUUUUUAGCCUAUCAAACAAUAUCUGAUUUCAUGGAAAAACUUAACCACCCUGUUAUGUCAGUCAGAUACAAAGAGGUAGAUGAAUUUGACUCCCCAGGUAUUGCUCUCUAUCCUGGAAAGGCCAAGUUGUUAAGCUGCAGGCAUCACUACCAUGACCACAUUCCUCCACGGGUGUCUCUUGGGGAAUUUGAAGAGGGGGACUGUACAAUGGAGGAGGUCACCUACACAGAUCCUUACUCCAACUACACCAAGAAACAAGCCUUGGUGGUCCAAGGCCCUACUGAUGUCCAGGACCGGGAACUCAUUUUUCUGCAGUUCAGUCAGAAUGAAACCGAGGAGGAUUUUAGUGCCAUCAGUUACAUGCUAUUUGCCAAAUACAAAGACAUGUCCAGGAGCUUGGACAAGCAAAAGUUUAUGAGAGACUGUGAAAGAAACUACUCUAUGUGGACUUUCUCUGGAGGAUUUCGGACCUGGGUCAAGAUGUCUUUAGUCAAGACAUCAGGGAGAAGAAAUGAAUCUGUGGAAUUUCGCCAAGAGUCCAGUGUUGUGAAGUACAAUGACAGAAGACCAGUUGCAGAGAAAACAAAUGAACUUUUCUUCGUCGUGUUCCAGUGGCGGGAUCCAUUUAUACAAGAAGUGAAAGCUAUAGUCACAGCAAACCCUUGGAACACGUUUGCCAUUCUUUGUGGAGUCUUCAUGGCUCUUUUUAAAGCUGCUAACUUCGCAAAACUCUCUGUUCACUGGAUUAAGAAAAUUCGCAAAAGGCACCAAAAGGGCAAGAGAAGUAGAGAGCUAAACCAAAUUAGCUGAUUUGUUACCAGGUAGUAGAACACAAAAUGGUAUAUUGACUUCCUACAACUUAAUGAAGAUACAAUCACGUCAUCGAUCAAUCAUCAUUGAAAAUUAUGUUUAUGCAAUGUGGAUAUUUAAUAAUGAUAAAUAUUUUAUUUUGCAUUUCAGACCCAGUUUGGCAUGUUAAUAUGGAUUCUGGCAAAUUCCAUAUUUAUUUAAUUACAUUACCUCACUGGUAUACAUGACCGUUAUAUAUAUUAGGCCUGACACAAAAAGUUGAAUCUGCGAAUGAAUGGUAUGAGUAAAAUGAGUAUUCAUUGUUCAUGAAUAGAAAUACUUAUUAAAAGGAUCACUUGCUGCUUUAACGAAAGUUCACAUUAUUAACAAGCCAAACAUACUCUGUAUGGUAAACAAAAAUGAAUAGCAGCGACAUAAUAUAUGCCUGUUGAUGUGUCUGCAAAAGAAACUGCGAUCUGAGUUAAAGGGAUAAAGGGAAGUGAUACUGUCCUGAAAAACUGCUUGUAUAUAUGUUUCCUUUCAACACUGUUUAUUAAAACCCAUGUUGGAUUAAAA
Clupea harengus (Atlantic herring) is the source of this 1711-nucleotide messenger RNA. RefSeq names its product proton activated chloride channel 1 (gene pacc1). Lineage: Eukaryota; Metazoa; Chordata; Actinopteri; Clupeiformes; Clupeidae. The record is from RefSeq and is a predicted model, not a curated record.